AUGAGCCUUCGCUUGUGUCUCCUGCUCGCCCCCCUGUCGUUGAUUGGCACGGCGCUGGCCGCCCCAAGCAGCCGGCUCCUGGAUGAACGGUCAGACCCGUCAAUCCAGACUUGCUACGAGGGCGAGCCAACGAGCCUGUUUUGCUACAACCCGCCCAAUGGAACGCCGCAAGAUGUAGAGGUGGACGACGUCGCCUUCGUCGCCGCCUACCUCCGUGCGUAUGGGGCCGAGACAAGGCUCGGCCGUCUCUUCAGCAUGGCUGCUGCCGACGCUCCAGACUGCGGCGAGUGGAGUCUCUAUUCCCGUGGCACAGCCAUGGCGGUUGCAAAACACGUCGAUAACACGGUCAACACAAGCGUGCUCUUCGCAGACAUUGCACGAACCAUUGACGGCGGUGCCAACGCCACCCCGGAGCAAAAGGCCGGGGCCAUUAUUGGCUGCCUUACUAGCGGUGGCUCUCUCGGCGUCCAGGUCAAUACAUCAGCCCCUGCCUAUACUGCAAGCUCAUACCCUGCCGGCUAUGUGACCAGUGGCAUUGUCGUUAAGAUUGUGUGGUCAGGCGCUUAA
Clonostachys solani is the source of this 567-nucleotide messenger RNA. The record is from the annotation of a GenBank genome assembly. NCBI's taxonomy places the organism in Eukaryota, Fungi, Ascomycota, Sordariomycetes, Hypocreales, Bionectriaceae.